Molecule: messenger RNA, 10755 nt
Organism: Miniopterus natalensis
Lineage: Eukaryota; Metazoa; Chordata; Mammalia; Chiroptera; Miniopteridae
Gene: FHIP2A
Product: FHF complex subunit HOOK interacting protein 2A
Source: RefSeq, a predicted model, not a curated record
GAAAAUGCCCACCUUGAAACCUGCAGCCUCAUAAGAAGCUAUUCCUUUGCCCAUUUUGAAAAUGUCUUUUCUGUGUUCGGAUGGUGGGAUAGAGCACAUUGAAAGCCACACCGCUUUGUUAAAAAGCAGGGACAGUGCGACCGUUUUUACUGCCAGAUCCGAAAAAUCACAUGAAUUUUUAAAAAUUCGGUCAUGAAAACAAACUUCAGUCGAAUUUUUAUUGUAAGUGACAGGCGGGAAAUGUUCUUGAAGUCGUUUUAGCUUCAGGACGGGUUCUUGGGAAACCGAGUGUAUCAAAAUCAAGAAAGGAAGUGUUCAUGAAUGGAGCGCAGUGUCACACAGGAGGGAGGUGACAGCGUGGACUCUGAGACAACUUCUGUUUGUCCUUUCUUGCUCAUAGGGCCUGCAGCAUCUUUAUGUUAAAAGGAUUUAAAAACAGUGGCCUUUACAUUUUACGUCACUCCUUAACUUAAAACACCAACAGUCGUCUAAUUUUAAACAUUGAAUACAGCUUAAUAUUGAGAUAAUUGGGAAUAAAAACAUACUACAUUAUUUAUAUCCUUUACUUACCAGGCUCAUCGUUAUAGAAAUAAGUGCUUAGGAAAAGAUGGCUUGCGUGCUCUCCCAGUAAAGAGACUCGUUUUUGUCCCCGAGGCCUGUGUUUUCUGGCCUUACUAUCUUUUUAUAAUUGUUAUGUUGGCAUUUUCCAAAUUACCCGCGUAAUUGCCUGACUCGGGUCCUGCAACAGCCAGGUUGUCUGCUUUGCUGAGAGCAGUGAGAAAGCUAAGAGUGGAUUAUAUGUUCACCUGGCCCUCAGAGCUAACGCACUGAAUUUAGAAACAUUGUUUUCAUUGGCUUAGGGUUGAUGUUUUCAGCUGUAACACUUCCCAGUUUACCUUGAUAGGAAGGAGGUGAAAGCUCACAAAAAACUGUUGCCAUACUAAUUUUUUUCUUCCAUCAUAGCUGUUGGGAAUGAACUCAUAGCUAAUGACAAAAAAAGCCAUCUUUGUGGUCUCAAGGAAUAUUUUCUCCCAGCCCAAGGUUGGUCUCCAUUUAUCCGGUUCUGUUUCUUUAUUUGCUCAGCAUUUUUUUUUUUCUGUCAGCUCAUCUUACCAUUCCUCAGUUCAUUUCAUUGGCUUUUCUCUGUAUUUCUUUUCCUUUGUACGCGCAGUUAGUGUUUUCAGAUACAGUAUUACAACGAACAUAAUUAUCAGGAUUAGACAGAGACAGGAGAUAAUCCUGUGUGCAGACACCAAUGUGACCCUUUUCAGCGUGUCAUGGCAUGACUGAUGUUUCCCCUUUUGGUAUUAUACGUUUAGGUUUCUUUAUUCAGUGGGAUCAGCCUUCAGGUGUUUUUUUUUAGGGUUGACCAGAUACAUGUUCAUUGAAGUGAGAUUUAAAGGUGGAGUUUUUUCCAUGUUGGUUACUUAAUGGUUCCUCUUCACUUCCUGUUAACUGCUUGCAAGAGAAAAAGAAACCCUCAGAUAUUUUCAAAGAUUAAUAUUUGAAAAUGUGUUAUUAAGCUGUUAGACUGCAUUUUGAGUUCAGGAGAGAAAUUCAUACCUUGAUCAAAACCAAAACCUCUCAUUCUUGCCUCUCUCUUCAGAAAAUGACAGUCUUCCUUGAGUAUAGAAAUGAUUGGCCAGUGAGGGUUAUGAAAUGAACCUGUUUCAUUAGUUGCCACGUGUCUCAAAUCUGAAAUCAGGCCUUUGUUGUUGUUCUGAGGUUAGACUGGACCAUUUCAGUACAAAUUCUCCAAAGAGUAAAUAAAAUACCUUCCAGGGAGUACAAUUCGGGAUUUGUUGAGGGCCUGGGCUGAGCUAGGUGAUCUGCCAGGGACUGGUUCCGUUCAAAUCCCAGCCAGUUCCAUCCUUUGAGGACGGACUUAUUCCAAGAGAAUAAAGGGCCAUGUCAGGGAAGGAAGUUUUAUUCAUUUUAACUAAUUAGUUCAGUUGAAGUCACCUUUCAGAAUUUGAAAUUGUAGUUAAGACUUAGUGAUGAUUUGGGAGACCAGCAAUUCUUUAACAAAACACACAAAACGACUCUGCCCAGGAAACGGAAACCUCAGAUCAAACAUGCUGUGUUUUCUGAAGCGUAUUCCAACAAGUGAUUUCUGACCUCAGUCCUCGGGCCAUUCAGCACGUGUUUCACGAGCCCGCCGUGAAAGCAUGGCGUGGUACAAGAGAAGCGAGGUGUGCCUGUGUCCUUGCCACAAUGUUGACAGUCUAAUUCGGGAAGCAAAACAAAUUCGCAAGUUGAAGCAAUGCGCAGGAGUGUGGCUUAGCCGUAAGCCAGGCAGAGCAGGGCUCCAGUCCCUGCCUCGUAGAAUUGGUGGGAAAAUUUUAAUGAGCUCAUGUACCUGAAGUGCUCAGAGCAGUGCCUGGCACAUGGGAAGUGCUUAGUAAAUGCUAACCAUUAUUAUUAUUGUUGUUGUUGUUGUUGUUGGGGUGGCUGUGCAGCCAGUGAGCUCCAAAGCGGGAAGGGAGCAGGCACUUAGGACUGGGUCCUUGGAGAAGGCUCCCUGGAGGAGGUGAGACUUGAGGUGGACUUUGGAGACAGAGAAGAAAGGAAGGGCGUUAGAAAAGCUGGGGAGAAGCAGCAUUUUAAAAGGCCUGGGCGUGGAAUGUUCAUUGUACAGGGGAGACCGUACGCAACGUGGCUUUGAGGACACGAGGUCUCCUGUGGAUUGUCAGCGUAGAUCCCUUGUGUGGUAUGCAUUUUGGAGAAAGACAGUCCGGGGUUUCUCUGACUUCCUUGGGCAAGUCAGUUAUCUGGCUUUGGGUCUUAAUAGGAUUUUUUCGGGAAAAGUAGGCGUUUAUUGUGAGAAUGGAAGACCACACAGUAAGAGUAAACUUUGUAGCACACUGCCUGGCACAUAACUGCUUAUUAAAUGUAGCAACUGCUGUGUCAUUCAUUUAGUCACUCAGUAAAUGUUGUUGAAGGGUUACUGUAUGCCAUCCCUGCACUGGAAACUGGGGAUUCAGCCAUGAAAAACAUGACAGAGCCCCAGCCCUCACAGUUUACGAUCUAGCGGAGAAGACGGAUAAUUCAGCGAUGACAGAUACGGGAUGAAGGCUGGGCUGGAGGGAGCGGACUGGUAGAGGGUUCCACAGCACGGGUGGGAAAGACUGUAUCCUAGCCGGGAAGCUUGGCAAGAUUUCCCAGAGAAAGCCGCAGAUAAGUUAGGCAUUUAUGUCCAUUUUUGGUUGAGAUAGUGAUUGCAGGAGUUUUCAAAAAUUUACUCUCUGUAUUGUUAAUGUUAACUCAAAUUAGAAUCCUCUAGUCCUGAUUCACACAUCUCUUCCCCCUUUUAUUUUUACCCAGAGCGUAAAUGUUUUUAUGCAAUGAUAAAGCGGGUAAUUUGCACGUUAGAGUUAGUACUGAGAGAGGCAAGUAUACUAGGAAAUUUUACAUAAGUAAAUGAGGAAAUUUAUUUAUGUUUGAACAAGGCUGUUACUAAACUAAGUGAUUAGCAAUUUAGGACUGUUUUCCCAGCUACUUCAAUAGGUUUUUUUCUUUGAGUCAAACUCCUGGGAGAGAGGUAUUUAUAAGUGAACAACAACACCUUCCUUUGACUUUGUAAUAACAAAGGUCCCGACACACAUCCUGUGAGAUCUUUGAUUUGGUGGCUUACGCUGGAAGUAGAGUUAAGGCCCAUGGGUAAAAUAAUUUGGAACAAAGGUGCCGUGAUCUUAGAUACCCUGCCUGGAGGUUCCCUCGGACAAAUUUAACAAAUCCCAACACUUAUACUUAAGAAACUAGGUACAUUUCUUGAAACGCCAAAUUUCAUUUGGGUUUGCCUCAAUUGUUAAUACAUUUAACUAUAUUUAAAGUUGUUAUAUUAAAUAAACAGGUCUAAGAAAAGAGAGAAAUUGAUGUUUUGAAGACGAUUCUAAAAACAAGCUGCUGAUCAGGACAGAUUUUUUUAAUCUAAAAAUUUCAGGAAGCUUCUUUCCCCAAAUUAACACUUUCAUUCUUAUUUUUCUUUCUAAUUUUGUUCCUCAAUCUCCCCAAAGCGAUUUCUCUCUUCGUGUUCUUGAAGUAUAGCAAUCCCAAAGGUUUUAACUCCUUUGUUAAAGAUCUUAAAGUGUUUUUAAAAAUCCCAUAACGUUCUGUGUGGAAAUGAGGUGUGACUCAGAGUGGGGGAAACGGGGAGUAUGGAAGAGCUAGUGUUAAGAUGACCAUGGUUGCUGACAAGUUGUCAGGUCCUUUCCCUCCCAAAUACAUUUCAUCCUCUGGACGGAAGCCAGUGUUUAGAACUUGCCCAACAGUUUGGAAGUUGUUUUCACGGGGCUUUGAACUUUGAGUUCUCUGCUGGGGACACCAAGACAUCAAGGGGGACGGAGCAGAGGUGCAGGGGUAACAUGACCCCUGGGUUGUCUGUAGAGGGAGAACAUGAAAUCGGAGGACGCCUCUGCCAGAGUGUAGGUUUCCAGAAGAGACACCUGUUUGUUCCUAAGCGAGCUGGGUCGACUCUGUGCUUCCCGACCAAAGUUUAUUGACGUUAGGGCAGGCCCGCGCGCUCUCUCGCUCCCUCUGCAAAGAAAAUGUUGAAGGUGCACCCAGUCUUUUCUAUCCAUUCCACACACGUUUGAAGUACUUGUAGGUUUGCUGAAGGGCUGUAAUUUUGGUCUUAAAACCUCUGAAGUAAAUUUCAAAGCUAAACUGUAAAACAUUUUUGACUCUGUGGACUUUAAAUUGGUAGUGUCUUGUUCACGUAGCUAUUUCGCCGAAAAUAACGCCCUGCCUAAAUGUAGGCUUGAAAAAGAAAAGGCUUACAUGUCCGUCACUGAGAGCAGGGACGGUUUUAAUCUGAUUACGGGCUGACUUUGGCGUAUGUUCUAGCAGCGGUGAUGUGUAACUAGUUACACGGCACCGUUUUACUGUUUGGCAUGUCAAAGUCCCAGGUACAAAGAUCCCUGGCUAUUGAUAAGGCCGUUUUACUGAUACUUCAGUAAUAGAAUAUCGUGUGUUUUCAUCGAACACCGUGACUUUUGGAGCCAUAUGUAGUUACUAGUUUCAGGGGGAGGGAACAAAACAAUACUGUCGUUUAAUAAUAAUGUUGAUAAAUGUGGUUUUCCUCUUAAUAAAUCAUUUUUACUUUCGUGGACUUGACUCAUUUGUUUCUCUUUGGCAUCUGGCCUAUGGGAGCAAAUUAAAGCUCACCUCUCGUCUUUACGUUGCUUUUGCGCGAUUCGUAGACAGGGAGGGAGGUACACUUUAUGGGAAACUUUCAUGCCAUUUCCUUAACUGGGGUCUUUUUGUGUGUGUUUGUGCAGCUGGCACCUUCUCUCCCUUUGCAAGAAGAUUUCGUUUAUCACUGGAAGGCAAUUACCCAUUACUACAUAGAGACUUCGGAUGACAAAGCCCCAGUGACAGAUACCAAUAUUCCAUCUCAUCUGGAGCAGAUGUUAGAUAUAUUGGUACAAGAGGAGAGGGAACGGGAAUCUGGAGAGACGGGGCCAUGUAUGGAGUACCUGCUCCAUCACAAGAUCCUGGAAACGCUCUAUACCUUAGGGAAAGCCGACUGCCCUCCGGGAAUGAAGCAGCAGGUGCUGGGAUUCUACACCAAGCUCCUGGGCAGGAUCAGGCAGCCGCUCCUUCCGCACAUCAACGUGCACCGGCCCGUGCAGAAAUUAAUUCGACUCUGUGGCGAAGUCCUUGCAACACCAACGGAAAAUGAAGAAAUUCAGUUUCUCUGUAUUGUAUGCGCAAAACUGAAGGAAGAUCCCUAUUUGGUUAAUUUUUUUCUGGAGAAUAAAUUGAAAUCCUUGGCCUCCAAAGGAGCAGCAAAUGUAACCUCAGAAGACACAGGAAAAGGUCAAGAUUCCUUGUCAACAGACAUGGGACAGCCCGGUCAGCCAGAGGAGCUGUCUGGUGCGGCUGGAACGGAGCAGACAGAGUUAGAAGAUGAUCCUUCUCAUCAGACGGACGACCUGUCCACGAGCCUGGAUAACCUCAGCGUCACGUCACUGCCGGAGGCCACAGUCGUUCGCCCAAACCAAGAUUACAACCUAGUGAAUUCUUUGUUAAAUCUUACUAGAAGUCCUGACGGCCGAAUAGCCGUGAAGGCCUGCGAGGGCCUGAUGCUGCUGGCCAGCCUGCCGGAGCCCAAGGCUGCCAAGUGCCUCACGCAGAGCACUUGCCUGUGCGAACUACUGACCGACAGGCUCGCCUCCCUGUACAAGGCCCUACCUCAGUCAGUGGACCCCUUAGACAUUGAGACAGUGGAAGCAAUUAACUGGGGUUUGGACUCAUAUAGUCAUAAAGAAGAUGCUUCGGCAUUUCCAGGAAAACGAGCCUUAAUUUCAUUUCUUUCCUGGUUUGAUUACUGCGAUCAACUCAUAAAGGAAGCACAAAAGACUACUGCUGUUGCUCUUGCCAAAGCCAUUCACGAAAGAUUCUUUAUUGGUGUUAUGGAGCCUCAGUUAAUGCAAACUUCUGAGAUGGGCAUCCUGACAUCAACUGCUUUGCUCCAUCGCAUUGUCCGGCAAGUCACCUCCAGAGUUUUGCUUCAAGAAAUGGUAUUUUUCAUCCUUGGAGAUCAGAGGGAACCAGAAACUCUGGCAGAAAUGCACAGGCACCCUUUAAGGCAUAGGUUAAUUGAACAUUGUGACCACAUAUCCGACGAGAUAAGCAUAAUGACACUGAGGAUGUUUGAACAUCUCUUACAAAAACCCAACGAGCACAUUCUUUACAACUUGGUCCUAAGAAAUCUUGAAGAAAGAAAUUAUACGGAAUAUAAACCUGUGUGCCCAGAAGAUAAAGAUGCACUAGAGAACGGACUGAUAGCAGGAGCAGUAGAUCUGGAAGAAGAUCCAUUAUUUACUGACAUUUCACCAGAUAACACUUUGUCAAACCAAGAGUGGCUUAGCUCUUCGCCUCCGGCUACUCCAGACCACCCCAAAAACGACGGGAAGACGGAAGUGCAUAAAAUUGUGAAUAGUUUUCUCUGUCUGGUACCGGAUGAAGCAAAAUCAUCCUACCACGUUGAGGGCACUGGAUAUGACACCUACCUCCGCGAUGCCCAUAGGCAGUUCCGGGACUACUGUGCUAUCUGCCUGAGAUGGGAAUGGCCUGGGUCUCCCAAAGCCUUGGAAAAGUGCAACUUAGAAGCCACUUUCUUUGAAGGCCAUUUUUUGAAAGUUUUAUUUGACAGGAUGGGAAGAAUCCUUGAUCAGCCGUAUGACGUGAACUUGCAGGUGACCUCGGUGUUGUCUCGGCUUUCUCUCUUCCCUCACCCGCACAUACACGAAUACCUUUUGGAUCCUUACAUCAACCUUGCCUCCGGCUGCCGAUCGCUCUUCUCCGUCACCGUCAGGGUGGUUGGAGAUCUUAUGGUGAGAAUCCAGCGUAUUCAAGAUUUUACUCCCAAGCUGCUGCUAGUCAGAAAGCGACUGCUCGGUUUGGAACCGGAAGGCCCCAUUGUGGACCACAUCACCUUGCUGGAGGGCGUGAUCGUGCUGGAGGAGUUCUGCAAGGAGCUGGCGGCCAUCGCGUUCGUGAAGUACCACGCGGCCUCCGCGCCCUAGGCCACCCCGGCACGGAGGGCGCCGGGCCGCUGUGCGCACUUCACCCGACUCCGCUGCGCCCGGCGGGGAAGACGAGAAGCCUUCCAGUGAAGUAUCGCAGGAAACCGGCAGGACCAUUCCGAGCCCGUCGCGUGGGCGCGCCAGUAAAAUGUUGCGUGAUGUUGUUUCCGUCGGCUUUGUCCUGAAGGCUCUCUGUGUAAGCCUGCACGUCCGUGAAUCCGGGAUACGGUCGGAGGGACUUCAGGAAAUAAGCAUUUCUGAUGCCCGUGGGAAAAGCUGCAGAAUUUCUGAUGUCAGGACUUUGACGUUUCUGUUAUUUCAAUAUCCUUUUGGGCAGCGAGGCAUUUUGACAUUCUCUGGGACUCAGAUGCUUAUAUUCUUUUGGAUUAAUAAGUAGCAAAAAAAAAAACCACCCCCACAGACUAAUUUUAUAACUUUUUAAGGUCAGAAUUCUUAUCAAACAAAAUAUGAAAAAGUAUAAAUGAGAAAAAAAAUACAAUUCAGGGACCAUCAACUGAGUUGAAUUAGUAAUAGGACAUAAAAAUGCAUAGAGAACCAUUAACUUUCUUCAGCUUUUCUAAGAAUAACAAUUUAAUAUGAUAAUAAAGUUCUUGAUUAAUAUAAUAUAUAUAUAUAUUUUUAAAGAAAUGUUCUUUUACUCUUGUGCACAUAGCCAUGUAGGUGAUUGAGUUUCACGUGUGGGUCCCAGUUUAUUUAAACCGUGUCACUUUCGCCACGAUGUGGAAUCUGCGCUCACCGUUGAUAGUCUUGGCUAAGCUAGUGUUUUUUAAAGCUAAUUCACACAUAUUGGGUUGAGAACCUCUUUUUUUUUUUUUCUAUCCCUCUUCAAAAAUUGUUUUAUAAAAUCGCUUUAAGAUUCGAUUUUCUUGCUGAAAUGCCUGGUCCUGUCUAGGUGGGGACUGGCCGGUAACUCUUAGGCAGCAAUCAAAAUGCCAAUGGCCUCCCUGAUGUUUACAUUUUUUUUUUCCAUUUUGUUCAGUCUUUUGUUUUAAAUUAUUCUAGAGAGUUGAAAACAAACAGACCAGGGUGUCCUGUUUACAUGUGGAAGUCUGGGUAAACUGGGUAUGCGCGCGGAUGGUGUGUGCGCAGCGCGGGUCGCUGGGCGGAGCUGCGCGGGCACGGCGCGCGCGGGCCCGGUUUGCAGAAUGCUGUUCGCUCAGGCCCUCUCCGCUCGUCCCGUGGGUGCCGCUUAUCCCGCACAUACGUGGCUUUUGAGUUCCCUUCUUUUCUCGUUGAGAUGUUAAGCAGCAGCACUUUCCUCGUCUUUUUUUACUGGUAAUUCGGGGAGCAGACUUCACACCACACUUCCUGGCUUCAGAGGGACCGCUCCUGCCGCCCCUUCUACGAAGCUGUGUUGUGUGGAGCGUUGGCACGUGCACAGUGUGGCGUGUGCACAGUGUGGCACGUGUGUGCACAGAGCAGGCUUCACACCUCCUGCUGACUCUGUUACGUUCCUGUUUCUGAUUGAUUUUAUAGUUUUUGCUAUUUAUUAAGGACAAAAUAUCAAAAGAUUAUGAAUAUUCUUGGCUCUAGAAUGCUUACCGCUGUUAAAACAACAGAAAGACCAAAUUUCGAAUUGAAUGCAAAUCUUUGUUAGCUCCUUCUAAGAAAUUUAUUAAGCAAAGGAACAGAAGCGUGGGAGAUGGCUACUUUGUGCAUGCUUUUCUCUACAUGGCUUUUGAUGAUGGGAAAACAUUAUUAAGUUUGCGGUAUUUACUCAUCAGUCUGUGCAAGGAACACGGCGACAUCUCCAGUUUUCGACGGAGUUACAGCCUACUUUGAUGUAGGUGUGUGAAAACAAGGCAUUAAGAGAUGCUAGAUAUUUCUUAGUGUUCUCAUAGUGUCCAGUAGGUAUAACGGCCAUGAGGUCACCCCUGAAACCAAAUGCUGUUUUAUCUUUGAUUUCAUGAUGGGACCCUGUAGCUAAUCCAUGAAACCAGGCUCAGAAAAGCUUUAAUGCUUAUAUUUUGUGUGUGUAUGCUGCUUCUUAAAAAAUAUUUUUCUAAGUUACUGUAAUGACUUUGAUUUGUAAUCAGCUAAAGCUUAAGGUAUAUUUUGUUUCUCGGUUUCCUUCUCUUCCUCCCUCCCUCCCUUCCUUUCUCUUUCUUUUAUUCAUAUUUAGUUCAGACCUGGAGCCAGCACAAGCUCUCACAGUGAGUUGGAUUUGUUAGCGAAACAUUUCAGUACAUCGUUAGUUUUUUCCUGACUGUCUUUUAGAAGCUGAGUAUUUCUAUCACUUGGUACAUGCAAAGCCGUGACUAAAAUGUACUGUGUUGGGUAGAAAGCACCACCUUAACCAUCGAUUGCAAGUUCCAAACUGAAUUUGAGCCUUGCUUCACAGUGGUAUAAAUAGCUAUGCACAUUUUUUUUUUUUUAAAUCUUUCUAACCACAUAGUCUUUGAGGUUAUUUUUAGUAAUGAGCCACAUUCUUCACUUGAUAGAACUCAGAUCUGUCCUUAGCCAAUUAUCAUUGUAGUGCUCACAUUAUAACUAUGUUAUGUUCUUGUAAUGUAUCUGUCUGUGCAAUAUGGAAGCUGUGAGUGGAUUCAUAGCUUUUUGGUUUAAUUGUACAUUAUUGUGUGUGUACAUGUGUACAUAUAUGUAUAUAUAUAAGGACCAAAAUCCUUAGCUUGCUUACACUGUUGCUAGUGUAAAGAUUGUUACACUUAAUUUUACAGGGCACAAAUUAAGGGAAUUACCUUCAUAAUCCAUGGUAACGUAUUUCCAUAAAAUUACUGCAUUCAUAUACAAUUACCAUUUAAUUAUGAAAUUCAUAGGUAUUGACCAAAGUAACAGUGGAGAAGCGCGAAAACCACAAAUUAUAUGGUAAUUAUAUUUUGGGCUGUACAAUUAAUCAAAAUAUGCAUGUCAUUGUGACACUUGAUGUGUUAGAACAUGAUAGAUAAUCAUAUUUCCGGGCCCUGUAAAAGAGUGUUACUGUAAUACUCUGUUUGCCUCCUUGCCUUGUUUACAUUAAACAAAGGACAUUUGGUAAAUUUUUCUAUCGAACAUUGUGUAGGUUACUGACAGUGUUACCAAGGCCUGGGAUUCUUGGGCCAUCUACGAAGAAACUCUUCAGAUGGUGAUUGUGUACCUACUGUCUCUUCAAAGGACGUUGUGAUCAAGUGCAACUUUUUGUGCUAACAAUGCAUGCAGGACUAAGAGGGAUCAUCUAAAAAUAAAUCAUGUACUUUAAACAAAA